Vicia faba (fava bean) is the source of this 531-nucleotide messenger RNA. NCBI's taxonomy places the organism in Eukaryota, Viridiplantae, Streptophyta, Magnoliopsida, Fabales, Fabaceae. The record is from the annotation of a GenBank genome assembly.
AUGGAAGAGAACACAAUCAAUUCUUUCACAGAAGAACAAGAAGCUCUUGUGGUGAAGUCAUGGAAUGCAAUCAAGAAAGACUCAGGAGAUCUCAGUCUCAAAUUUUUCACCAAAAUACUAGAGAUUGCUCCACCAGCUAAGCAAUUGUUCUCCUUCUUAAAAGAUUCAAAUGUUCCUUUAGACCAAAAUCCUAAGCUCAAACCUCAUGCCAUGUCUGUCUUUCUCAUGACAUGUGAAUCAGCAGUUCAACUCCGGAAAGCUGGUAAAGUGACAGUGAGAGAAUCAAAUUUGAAGAAGUUAGGUGCCAUUCAUUUCAAAUCUGGUGUACAAGAUGAACAUUUUGAUGUAACAAAGCAAGCACUUUUGGAGACAAUAGAAGAAGCAGUGCCUGAAAUGUGGUCAGAAGCUAUGAAAAAUGCAUGGGGAGAAGCUCAUGAUCAGUUGGCCAUUGCAAUCAAAGCUGAAAUGAAAAAAGCUGGACAAGAUCAGAAUGGCAUUAAUAUUGAAGACAAAUCCAAACCAUCCUGUUAG